AAAAAAUUGUUUUAUUGUAGCACUUCAAUUAACUUGCUACUUUUGAAUUGUCUAAUUCUUGUACAAACAAUCAGGGCAAAGUAUAUAGUUGGAACAGUUAAAGCCCUGCAGGCAAAGCCUGGUGGAGGUGCAGAGUGGCUUACGUCUCUUCGUGGUCGGGAGCUCAAUGAGGUGAUUGAUGCCCUCUGUACUUUGCCUGGAGUAGGACCAAAAGUUGCUGCCUGCAUUGCUCUGUUCUCCCUCGAUCAGCAUCAUGCAAUUCCUGUUGAUACUCAUGUGUGGCAGAUUGCGACCAGGUAUCUACUGCCAGAGCUUGCAGGCAAGAGUCUAACACCAAAGCUAUGCGGUCAAGUCGCUGAAGCGUUCGUGUCGAAAUUCGGGAACUAUGCUGGUUGGGCACAAAAUGUGCUUUUCAUUGGCGAGUUACCUUCUCAAAAGGCUCUUGUUGCUACUGUGGAAGAGACCAAAUCUUCGAAGAGCAAAUCUUCGAAGAGGAGAAGAGUGACAAGCAAAGCGGCCGUCCAGGUUUUGGUGGAGAGCGGGUAAAUCACAAGGUAGGAGUCUGUGUACCUGUACCAUUGGUGGUGGUUGUGUAUAUCAGUUUCUCAUUCAUCAAGCAUUUCAUCACGUGGUUCUCAGAUGGAUAUGGCCUCAACAAAAUCUGCUAUAGUGAACUGGAAAUUAUUUAUAAUCUAAGAAAGAAUUUUGGGAAUUCAUGCCAUUUGGAAGGAUAUUUUUGUUGUCCGAUUGAGAUUCUUUUCAAAGAAAUGGAAUCACUGCUACCGUUGCUGGAACCGUAUUAUAAUCUAGGAGCCCAAACGCUUGGAGGCAUUUGGUUAAACUGCAAUUCAUCUUAUUAUUAUUAUUAUUAUUAUUACUAUUUUAUUUCUAUUGGGAUGUGAAAAAUCUGUAUGAUACGAGUGAUACAUGCUUGAUUUCAUUUGUAACAAAGUGCAUACCGGCUAACUUAAUUUGUAUUCGAGAAAAAGUGAGAUUCAGAAUAUUUUGAGAA
Molecule: messenger RNA, 1012 nt
Organism: Asparagus officinalis (garden asparagus)
Lineage: Eukaryota; Viridiplantae; Streptophyta; Magnoliopsida; Asparagales; Asparagaceae
Product: N-glycosylase/DNA lyase OGG1
Exons: 2
Biological process (GO): base-excision repair, AP site formation; base-excision repair
Cellular component (GO): nucleus
Molecular function (GO): 8-oxo-7,8-dihydroguanine DNA N-glycosylase activity
Source: RefSeq, a predicted model, not a curated record